GUAAUGUGAAGACCAUGGCAGACCGAGUUCUGUUGAUGAGGGAUCAGCUGAAGGCCAAGCUGCAAGCUCUGGGCACCCCGGGGACCUGGGACCACAUCACUCAGCAGAUUGGCAUGUUCAGCUUCACCGGCCUAACUCCCAAACAGGUGGAGUACAUGAUCAAAGAGAGGCACGUGUACCUGAUGGCCAGCGGUCGCAUCAACAUGUGCGGCCUGACCAGCAAGAAUAUCGACUACGUCGCUCAGUCCAUCCACGAGGCCGUCACCAAAGUCCAGUAAAGGCCAUUUGUGCCCGUCCACUUCCUGCCUCCUGUACGCCACAGGACGUUUCAUCGUGUCUGUGCCCCUCUCUUUGCUUAUCCUCUCCUCCUAUUGGUCAAACUGCGUCCUCACAAUUUGCAGUUGAACCAACGGGAGGAAGGAUGUGUUUUUGUUCUCACAUGACGGCGUCAUUUUAUGGGAGGUACAGUGGUUUUUGGAAGAGCCAGGUAUGAUCGAACACGCAGACGUGACAACCCCAUCAUUUGUUUGAAUUGUUGCCUCAAGCUUCUGUGCAGUCCAAAUCAUUCCACUCAAACUGGACACUAGAAUGUGGACUGGGAAGAUUUGCGAUGAAAUUAUGCUUCCUACACAACAGUAGUACUGAACAAACUGCAGCACAGGAAAAGUCGUGUAAAUAGAUGUAAUUACUGUUAGAGUCCUGCCAUUUCAUUCAUAAGCACUGACACCACAACAAAUCACUUUCCUGUUUUUAGCCAUUAGAAUAUAAAAGCUGGUACUGUAAUCUUGAUUUUAUUUUGUUGUGUUAAAGUUUAACGGUCAUCAUCAUCAUCUCAAAGGUAAAGCACAUGCCUGAUGCUGUGUUGCCUUGUUUUAGACAUACGGCAGAAGAUAAUUUUUUUAGCCACUAAGUCAACAAAAUCGCCUUCUGUGCCAUCAUUGAACAAAAAUCACCUUUUUCCUCUCUCUGUUACUUUGUUUCCACCCUGCAGUGCCCUUAUGUUGUUACACAAAGCCGCUGUAAGAAGCCACUGAUCAGACCGCAGAA
Neolamprologus brichardi is the source of this 1047-nucleotide messenger RNA. The record is from RefSeq and is a predicted model, not a curated record. NCBI's taxonomy places the organism in Eukaryota, Metazoa, Chordata, Actinopteri, Cichliformes, Cichlidae.